Molecule: messenger RNA, 537 nt
Organism: Cetraspora pellucida
Lineage: Eukaryota; Fungi; Glomeromycota; Glomeromycetes; Diversisporales; Gigasporaceae
Source: the annotation of a GenBank genome assembly
AUGCCAAGAGGUUCUUCGCAUAAAAAUGCAGGACUAUGUGUAAUAUGCAGCAAAGAUGAUAUUGGAGAAAGGUUUCUCAAACUGACAUCAAAUGUUUUGCCUAAAGCUAUGCAAAGUCAAGCUGUUUCGAAGUUAAAGCCAUUUAACAAAAAAGUAGACAUUUCCAAGCUAGAUGCUAUUGUUCAGGCGUGUGAUGAAUCUUUAGUAUCUCGAAAUAGUUAUUAUCGAUUGGCUGCUAUGGAACCCCAGCUUAUUCAUGAACACCAUGUUGCAAUACAAAGAAUAGAGAUAACAGAUCUAAUAAAUAAAAUGAUUAAGAUCGGAACUUUUAGUAUUGAUAAUAAUUUAAAUAGUCAACCUUGUAUUCAAGGUGAAGGAAUAGUGUUUGAUUAUAAAAUUGGAAAUGAUGCCUAUAGAUCAAUUAGAUCUAUCUUAACUGUACUUUUUUCUAUUUGGAAGCGAUCUUCACCUCUUACACUUAUCCCAGGAGACAUAAUUAAACUAAAACUUAGAGGUGAUGGCCACAAUGUUGGCUAG